Messenger RNA from Dama dama (fallow deer), 2668 nucleotides. It is a transcript of the gene TINF2, whose product is annotated as TERF1 interacting nuclear factor 2. The coding region runs from base 424 to 1815 and encodes 463 amino acids. NCBI's taxonomy places the organism in Eukaryota, Metazoa, Chordata, Mammalia, Artiodactyla, Cervidae. The record is from RefSeq and is a predicted model, not a curated record. Gene Ontology annotation, biological process: telomere capping; regulation of telomere maintenance via telomere lengthening. Gene Ontology annotation, cellular component: shelterin complex. Gene Ontology annotation, molecular function: telomeric repeat DNA binding. The transcript is spliced from 9 exons.
GGGGACCAGCAGCGGCGCCGGAUCUACCCGGGCGUGGCCUUGUGACGCGACGUCACGUAUCCCCUGUCUGGCGGCCCAUUGGGUCGCCACUCCUACUCUUUUCCCGGGUAGGAGAACUGGUCGCAGAGCCGGAAGGGAGGUAGCCUUCGCGUUUCAGACAGCGGCGGCGUUUCAGACAGAGCGGUCUAGUGCCAGUGGAGCUUGCCAGCUUCUGCAUUCGGGCUCCAUCCCGAGGUGGAGAGAAACCCCAGGAUUCUGGUGGCCCUUGGGAGGCGCAGAGUCGGAUAGCCAAGUACCCGUUGCAGACUGAAAUAGCGGAGCCUGUGAGGGCCACCGGAAGCCCCGCCCCUGGGAGGAGUCGGGAAGCCGCGCCGAGGAGGUAGGAACCCAAAGAGGCGGCCCCUGGGGUGGAGUCCGCCGGCCAUGGCCACACCCCCGGGGGCCGGUCCCGCUGCUCUUCGCUUUGUAGCUGCUGCCAGCUGGCAGGUCAUUCGCGGACGCUGCGUGGAGCAUUUUCCCCGAGUAUUGGAGUUUCUGCGAUACCUGCGCGCUGCUGCCCCUGGCUUGGUUCGCUACCGGCAUCAUGAACGCCUGUGUAUGGGCCUAAAGGCCAAGUUGGUGGUGGAGCUCAUCCUGCAGGGCCGGCCUUGGGCCCAGGUUCUAAAUGCCCUACAUCACCACUUCCCAGAGUCUGGACCUGCAGUGCGGGACCCCAAAAUCACAAAGCAGGAUCUGAGGAAGAUAUCAGAGGCUCAGGAAACCUUUUGCCAGCAGGUGAAGCAGCUGGCAGAAGGCCCUGUUGAUUUGGCUUCGAAGCUGCAGGAACUCGAACAAGAGUAUGGGGAAACUUUUCUGGCUGCCAUGGAAAAGCUGUUUUUUGAAUAUUUGUGUCAGCUGGAAAAAGCACUGCCUCUGCUGCAGGCACAGCAGCUUCAGGAUGUGCUGAGUUGGAUGCAGCCUGGAGUUUCUAUCACUUCUUCUUUUGUCUUGAGCCAAUAUGGCGUGGACAUGGGGUGGCCACUUCCAGAGUGCUCUGCUACUGAUGCAGUGAACACGACAGAGCCCUCAGAGCAGAGUCCUCCUCAGCAACCAAGACCAGCACUCUACGACCCCCUGCCAAAAGCCUCUCCUGGCCCACUGCUUCCUCAGGGACCAGCCUCAAGGAAGCAUCCAGAACCUCUGACCGGCCACCAUUUCAAUCUGGCCCCUCUAGGCCGGCGAAGAAUCCAGUCCCAGUGGGCAGCCACUAGCAGAGGCCAUAAGGAGCGCCCCACAGUCAUGCUGCUCCCCUUCAGGGAUGUGGGUUCAGCAGCCCAGGUCACAUCUAAGCCUGGGAAGGGCAAAGACGGCACACACCCAGCAGAUCCAGCAGGUCCUGCGGGCACCAGAGCACUCCUGACCGGGAAGUCUAGGAGUCCAUCCAGGACCCUGGGAGGGAGAGCGGUGAAGGGGAAUCCGAUGGACUCAUCUGCCUCGGAGCAAAAGGAGAACUGCAACAUGGACUGCCACAUGGAACCACGAAGACUGUCAUUAUCACCUCCUAGGAAGUCAGUUUGUCCUCCAUCUCUGUACAGCUCUGACAUUACCAUAGGGGACCUGGUUUUGGACUCUGACGAGGAAGAAGAUAGCCAGAGUGAAGGAAGGGAUCCUCCUUAUGUGCCCUCCUUACCGAAAGCCUUGGCCACAUCCCCAGGACAGCUGCAGCCUCCAUCCUGCAAAGUAAGGAGCACUGUGAAGAGACAGUAUGGAUGCCCCAAGCCCUCUAGGAGGUCCCAGCGGCCCAGCUCAAUGCUGACAGGGACCCAGGAACCCUGAUCCAAACUCUACCAGAACCUCUAGAUGUGGGUGAGAACCCAGAUGUUUGGCAGCUUCAUACCCUACCCUGCCCAUGACCUUACUGAAAUGAUGUGGCCUUUGAGGCCAUGAGCAGCAUCUGCACACUCCAUCACUGCACUUAGCUGUGGAUACCCCACUCCGGUUUUCUUCCGGGUGGUACACACGGAGCCUGUGAAGAAUGUGACAAGAAUGAGGAUGAAGUUCUCCACAGGUGUCUGCCACUGGAGGGGUGGCCAGUGACCCCCCAGUGAACCAGCUUACCUGGUCCAAUUCCCACUUUGAUGAUGUCAGCUCCAGAGAGGAUCAGCUCUUCCACCAUUUCUCCUGUUACCACAUUCCCUGCCUGGGACAGAGCCAUCAUAACAGCAUUCUCAGGGUCUCUUCUCAGGAAAGAGAGGAGGUCAUGUGCUUCCAACAUUAUUACAAAGAAGAGUCCCUGGGCUCCUCUUUUAGAUGAGUCACUUCAAAGGACCCUGCUUCCCAAGCUGAGGUAAGGGGGUGAGUGGCCAGUGUUACUGUUGUACUAGGGUAAAGUGGGGGUCCAACUGGAAUAAGUUCACACCGGAUUUAUAGUAGAUUCAUCUCUCCCUCCCCACCAAGACACCCAAACAUAUCCUGUGCUUAAGUUGUUAUGUCAUGAAACCUCUCUGGCUUCAGGGGAAGUGGGAGGACAUGGUAAUGUAGGCUAAGUACCCACCUACCCAAUUGUAUUUGCUUUUGAUGAACAGGACAGAGAGACCCCACAAUGCUGUGAAGAAAACAAGGCCUUGUCAUCACUCCCCUGAGCUUGUAAAAAAAUAAAACUGCAUUUGAUACAACCCCUUUAAUAUAA